Molecule: messenger RNA, 1929 nt
Organism: Pangasianodon hypophthalmus (striped catfish)
Lineage: Eukaryota; Metazoa; Chordata; Actinopteri; Siluriformes; Pangasiidae
Product: amine oxidase [flavin-containing] A
Exons: 12
Coding region: 116-1771 (551 amino acids)
Molecular function (GO): oxidoreductase activity
Source: RefSeq, a predicted model, not a curated record
AUCCUGAAACGACGUGUGUUGGAUGUGAACUUUAAUCCUCAGUGCGAAGGUGAAACUACACACCAACAUUCCUCUGGCUUUAGUUUUGCACUUUAUAGUUUGGAGUUUCUGCAGAAUGUGUGAGGAGCAGCAGCGUGAUGUGUGUGAGAUGUGUGAGGUGUGUGAAGUGUGUGAUGUGGUGGUGGUCGGAGGAGGAUUGUCGGGUCUCUCUGCUGCACGGCGGCUGAAGGAGAGAAACGAGAAGCUCCAAGUGCUGGUGCUGGAGGCCAAAGGUCGUGUAGGGGGUCGAACUCUGACUCUGAGUUUACCGGCCUCCAGUGGCCUUGACUCCUGGGACAUGGGGGGGCAGUGGGUGGGCAGCUCACAGACUCACAUUAUGGAUCUCAUCCAGGAGCUGGGGCUGGAAGUUUACCCACAGUUCACCGAGGGGAAGAAAGUUCACCACAUGGGCGGCGCUAAUGCUAAGAUCAGCACCUACACGUCCAGCAUUCCCUCUUUCUCUCCGCUCGUGCUGCUGGACUUCAUGCACUUCAUAUGGAGGAUAGAGCGUCUGUGUAAGAGUGUGUGUGUGGAGAAUCCCAUGAAGACUCCGGACGCUCUGCAGCUGGACAGCAUGACACUGCAGUCCUACAUGGACAAGCACAUCUGGACCACACAGUUAACACAGGAGCUGGAGCUGUGCACUCGCUCCGUGUUCGGAAUGGAACCUUCCCAGCUGUCCUUCCUGUACUUCCUGAUGUACAGCGCAGCAGCGGGCGGAGUCAUGAGACUGCUGGAGGCCACACCGGGGUCAGCGCAGGAGUUCAGGGUCAAGGGAGGCACUCAGCAGCUGUCAGAGCGAGUCGCAGAGCAGCUCGGGAAGGAGAACGUGCGUUUGGGAUCAGCCGUGACGGCCAUAUGGCAGAGAGAAGAGACUGUGGAGGUGAAGACCACCAUGAGCACAAUCACAUGCAAAGCCGUCAUAGUUACCUGCCCCCCUCACAUGGCAGCUCAGAUUGAGUACCGGCCUGCUUUGCCUCUGGAGCGUCGCCAUCUUGCACAGUGCAUGCCCGUGGGUCACAUGACCAAGUUUAUCAUCACGUAUCCUACAGCAUUUUGGAAGCAGAAAGGCUUCUCGGGAGAGAUUGUGGCACGUCCCUCUAUACAUUGCCCUUUCGGGGUCACCUUUGACGCCACCAGUCCCAGCGGGAGCCCGGCGCUGGUGGGCUUCAUCGCCGGGGUUCAGGCCUGUUACUGGAACAGCCGAGAGAUGGAGGACAGACGAGAUGCCGUUGUUAGCAGCCUGGUGAAGUAUCUGGGCCCCGAAGCGGCCUCCUACAUUCACUACGAAGAGAAAGACUGGGCUAAAGAGGAGUAUAACGGAGGAUGUCCUGUCAAUGUCAUGGUUCCUGGAAUGCUAACGUUCUACCAUCCUGGCCUCCGCAAACCAUGUGGCAGGAUCUACUGGGCGGGAACAGAGACGGCUACGCAGUGGUGCGGUUACCUCAGCGGUGCGGUUCAGUCCGGCCAGCGGGCAGCUCUUGAAGUUCUGGCAGAUGUUUCUCCAGCUGUUCUGUCUCAGACCGAAAUCCAGGAAGUGAGAGCAGACCUUACAAAGGCACCGUUGGACUUGUCUCAGGUUUGGGAUUGCCCCCGCGGCUCUGCCUCUUCAUCCCGCUUCCUCAUUGGUCUGACCGUCAUGGCGGUCACUCUGGGCGGAGCCGUGUUCUUGCUCAAGCCGGAAUUGGGGAAAAAUUGGCUCAGUCGUGUUUUGGCUGUAAUUCAGAGAUGAUUGAGAUUUGGGUUAUCCAUCAGGGGAAUCUUUUGUUCUGUUAUCUUAAACUGCAUAAUAUCCUUUAUCACACUGCUGGAUUUAAAGGCAUAAUUUUCUUUUUAAGUAAUUGUUCUUGAAAGUUUUACUGUACUUGGUAAUAAAUAAAAAAAUAAAAU